AUGGACGUCAAACAAAGAGUGCUAGGACGCGCUGGCCAAGUUCUGGGUGCUGCAUUCAAAGCCCAGGGGCAGGAUCUCGUGCUUGGCAGCUAUACAGGCGCCGAGCUGAGCUUGCCGCAUGAUAGAUCCCGCAAAGCCCCCGAUUUCAUAGCCACCUAUCAAAAAUCUGGCUCUGGCAUAGUCACGGGCGUGGGAGAAGCUCGACUACCAGCAAUACGACCGCAUCCACCCCAUCCACUCGGCUCUGCACUUGAUAAGCUUGAAAAGGGUUAUGAAGGGUCCCUGCGACGCUUGCUAGGCCUGGUUCCAACAUACCUGCUUGAGACGCAUAUCAAAUACGGCUUUGUGACGUCUUACGAUGAAACGAUCUUUCUCCGCAAGGUGGAGAGGAAUGGAGUGAGUUUCUAUCACGUUGCACUGUUCAGCAAAGGAGAUGCUGAUUCUGAGGUGGAUACAGGAAGCACCCAGAACUAG
Messenger RNA from Penicillium subrubescens, 474 nucleotides. RefSeq lists its product as uncharacterized. The transcript has 3 exons. NCBI's taxonomy places the organism in Eukaryota, Fungi, Ascomycota, Eurotiomycetes, Eurotiales, Aspergillaceae. The record is from RefSeq and is a predicted model, not a curated record. The coding region runs from base 1 to 474 and encodes 157 amino acids.